AUGAAGAUCCUCAUCACAGGCGCUGCAGGGUUCAUAGGGCAGAUUGUGUCCAAAGCUCUUCUGGAUGAUGGCUCGCACGAUCUUAUUCUAACGGAUGUGAUUGAGCCUCCGAUUCCUCGAGGCUCGAAAUAUCCUCAGAAGGCUAAAACCAUUCAAGCAGACCUCAUUGACUCGCCUACGACUGUCGUUACGAAAGACCUUGACGCCGCCGUUUUACUGCAUGGCGUCAUGUCUUCGGCCGCUGAAGCGGAUUUCGAGCUGGGUUAUCGGGUCAAUGUAACUGCAACAUGGACUCUGUUGAAUAACUUGGCCAAGACAUGCCCUGGACUCCGAGUCCUCUACGCCUCUAGCGAAGCUGUCUACGGCACUCCUGUGCCUAAGCACAACGUUACCGAGAGGGAUAUUACAACCCCAGAGAUGUCUUACGGUUGCCAGAAAGUCAUCUGCGAAACACUUAUCAACGACUAUACCCGCCGCGGAAUGAUCAAUGGCUUCUCGCUCCGUUUCCCGACCAUCUCAGUUCGCCCUGGCGUACCUAGCAAGGCUAUCUCAGCUUUCUUGUCAGGCAUUAUUCGAGAACCCAUGAACGGGCAGGAAUGCGUUGUGCCGCUAAAGGAUCGCGCAUGGCGGCACUGGAUGUCUUCCCCCAAGACGUUGGUGCAUAACAUUCUUGUGGCACUCAACUUCCCUCAUGAUGCCCUUCCACCACACAGAAGGGUCCUCAAUAUGCCGGGGUUUGCAGUCACCAUCCAAGAUAUGUUGGAUGCUUUGGAGAAGGUUGGAGGGAAAGAUAAAUUAGCCUUUGUUCGAGAAGAAGAUGUUCCGUCUUUAAAAUCCACAUUAUACUCUUGGGCAGAUGACUUCGAUAACUCUUUGGCUCUGUCACUUGGGAUGAAGCAGGACACAUCUUUUGUCGACUCGGUGAGAGACUAUAUCGAAACGUUACAGGGGGGUAAAUAG
This is a messenger RNA of Trichoderma breve, 960 nucleotides long. Its product is annotated as NAD dependent epimerase/dehydratase family domain-containing protein. The transcript has a single exon. NCBI's taxonomy places the organism in Eukaryota, Fungi, Ascomycota, Sordariomycetes, Hypocreales, Hypocreaceae. The coding region runs from base 1 to 960 and encodes 319 amino acids. The record is from RefSeq and is a predicted model, not a curated record.